This is a messenger RNA of Paramecium octaurelia, 1402 nucleotides long. NCBI's taxonomy places the organism in Eukaryota, Ciliophora, Oligohymenophorea, Peniculida, Parameciidae. The record is from the annotation of a GenBank genome assembly.
AAAGGGAAAAUGACCGAUAUUAUUGAGAAAGUCCAAUUAAGUAAGCUCCCCGAAUAUGUCCAGAUGACAGAAAAGAAAGGUUAUGUGAUGAGACAAUAGUUCAUAUCCAAGGAUCUGAUGCCUCUAUUAAAAUAGUGUUUUUGUGGCCAAUAUGUGAAUCCAGAUUAGGUUCUUGUGCUUUGUACUUCAUGUGAAAAGCCUUUUCAUGCUGAAUGUCUAAUUAAAUAAUUUGAACAAGGAAAUGCCAAUUGUGAUUCAUGUAGAGAAAUUCUCUCUAACCUCCAAAUUACUGAUCGUAUUAAAGAAGCUUUGUAAACCAGGUCAUCUACUAUUGUCAUCUAAACCAAUUAACAAAAGACACAUGAAUAAAGAGCAAUUUAAAUUGAAGAGGAAGAAGAAGAAUAACUAGAUAGAAAUGAAAAGAGAAUAGAUUUAGACAAGAUUGUCAAAAAAAUAAAGACUAAAGAUGGUCAAAUACAUUCCAAAGUGUAAAUAGUAAAGCAAGAUACUCACACCAAUGGAAAUUCUAGAGAUAAGAAUUAAACACAUGAAGCCAUCCCAUAAGCAAAUCCUCCUGAAUAGUAGAAACAAUAAUCUUAACCAUUUAAAAACAUAUCAGCCCAAGCUGUUGAAAAAAUGAAGAGCUGGGUUGAGAGAUAUAGAUAAAUGGAAUCCAAUGCUUCAAGUUUUGAAAAGAAAAGACAAGAAGUAAGAGAAAAAUUCUUUUCAGUCAUUUUUUAUGGCAUAGAAGAACUAAAAGAUAUGUAUGAAAAAGAUCCCAAUUCUAUCACUAAAUUAGAAAAGGAGAUUAUCAGUAAUUCUGACACAGCCUUAUUUUAAUACAUUAAAAAUUUAGCAUUAGACAUUGAAGUUUACACACAUAUUAAGUUUAAUACUUAAUACAAGACAAAAUUAGAACCACUGUAUGUUGAAAGAUGCAAACUCAUUUAUUUACACAUGAAAGAUGAUAAAAAUUUAGAAUUGAGAAGAAAAGUCAUCUCUAAAGAAUUUUAAGCCCAAGAUUUGAGUACUAGAGAUGAAAGGGAUCUUUACAAUCCAGAAAAACGAAGAUAAACCUAAGAAAUUGCUAUGAGAGUCAUUGAACUUAAUUAAAAAGAUAAGGAUGAAGAAUAAAAAAUUAUCAAAGAUAUUGAAGAGGUAUCCUUUUCUAGAAAUGUAAAUAUAUCUCAUUAUUAAUUAGUAAUCAAUAAAUGAAGAAAUUUAAAUCACUACUUAAAAAAAGGAUGGUCAUUCAACUAAAAAUCUAUUAAAAGAAAAAAUGAUGGAAUAUUCAGUUGAAAAGUCGAUCAUGAGAUUUAAAAAAAGAAUUGCUGAUGAACUUAAUGACAAGGAACGUUUACAAAUAUUAGCCAGUUUAGAAUAGUAUCAACUUCAUUAAUGA